Bactrocera latifrons is the source of this 906-nucleotide messenger RNA. RefSeq names its product putative gustatory receptor 39b (gene Gr39b). Gene Ontology annotation, biological process: sensory perception of taste. The record is from RefSeq and is a predicted model, not a curated record. The coding region runs from base 1 to 906 and encodes 301 amino acids. Gene Ontology annotation, cellular component: membrane. NCBI's taxonomy places the organism in Eukaryota, Metazoa, Arthropoda, Insecta, Diptera, Tephritidae. The transcript has 2 exons.
AUGUUGCAUGAGUGGCAGCCGAUAUUGAAGUGGUUGGCCAUUGUUGGAUUGGUGCCAUUUGCCAACAACGGCAAACGUCAACUCCAGCAAUGGCAACGCAUCUACACAUUCAUCAUGCUGGCAGCGAAUUGGAUUCUAACUGCCUAUGGGAUCUUCGAACAGCCAAUGGAUGACGAAGUGCUGGUAUCGAAUUAUGUCAGCGUUAUGGUUUUUCUCAGUCAAAGUAUAUCGCUGAGCGUCUGCCUGCUCGAGGGAAUGURCACCUAUCGUCGACAUUUUGCAUUCUUGCAACAAUCACAACGUAUUGUGUGGCUGUUUCAGCAGCGCCUACAAACUGGGCUGUGUCGUUGGAGUUUGCGGCGUCGCCAACGUUUCAAAUAUAUGUGCUACUCAUGUAUCGCCUAUGGCAGCCUACCCAUAUCGAUGGUGGUCAUUUCGAUCAAAUACUAUUACGGUUACUUUUGGUAUGCGUUGGGCUGUAUUCUGGUGUUGCGCACCCGCUGCCUGUUGGUCAUUAUCUAUAUGGAUUAUAUCGAUUUUUAUAUGACACAUUUGAAUAUGAAGCUGCGUUCGGUGGUCAAUUCUCGUAUGCRCAAGCCGCGCUUGUGUUUGGAUGUCAAUUACAGAAUGUUGGAAUCUUUCGAUUAUUUGUUGCAGCUGAAGUUGGUAUAUAGUGAGAUAUAUAAAUUAACAACUAUGUUCGAUGACUUAUUUGGUUGGUCGCUAUGUGCUUUACUAACAGUUAUUUUUCUGGAUAUUACCGUUAAUUCAUAUUGGACGUUUCUAACAUUAUCGCGUGUUUUCGAAUUCUAUUUCCUAUACUUAACUAUGUCAACGGUAUUCCCACUGGCAACCGUUAUUAGUUUUGCAUGCUAUGCUGGGGAGAACUGCAAGCAGCAGGUCUAA